AUGGGCAAGCACGAGCGUGACCGAGACUCUAGUCGAUUGGAUGAGAGACGGAAGCGACACAAGAAACGACAUGAUAACGACAAGAAGAAGACAAAGAAGAGCAAAAAGCAUAAGGACAAAAAGAACCGCAUGCGACGCAAAAGGAGCCACCACAGUGACAGUGACAGUGCUAGCGACACCCCCUCUCCGGACUACAAAAGAGCGAUGAAGGUUGUGCAGGAGUUACUGAUGGAGACGCCGGAGAUUAGCAAGGACCUUUUCCAGCUGUUUCAGAUGGUGGAUGAUGGUGAAGUGGCCGUUAUUGGCGGCAUUAAAAACCGACGCAUUCGCUCCAAGCUCAAGGAGCUGUUCCCACUGUUUGGACUACAUAAGCUGCGAGAACCUAAGGAUGCCUUUGCUAAACCACGCAAAGAUACUGCAGCGGGAAGUUUGGUGGCGGUUUUCCGAAUAAUGCUUUCUGGCGACACUAAAGAGGUCGGUGAUUUCUACCAAAUUCCAGCUCCAACUUCAGGAAGUGGAGACGAUGAUACGACAUUGCUCGCGGAAGUUGCUGAGCCUGCAAGGAGAAAGCCAAUGAAGCGAGAGCUGCCUAUUGGGCCGACACUUCCUCCUGUCUCUUCGCAAUUUGGUAGUAGUGAUGUCCAAGACGAUGACGACGAUGAGGUUGUGGGUCCAGCACUUCCUGGUAUGAAGGGCUUUCGAUUAGCUGAUGAGCAUGUGGAGGCUGAAAUGGUUCGUAAGGCAAAACAAUUGGAAAAAGAACAAUGGGAACGUGCGCGUGAUGGUGGCAAGAGCACAAUGGCUGAGGCGGAUGGGAAAAAGACGUUGGUGCGAGAAGAGUGGAUGACGAUGAUGCCUGAGAGCUCGAUCCUGAAGGAUUCGCUUGGACCACAAAUCAGGCCCCCUUCCGGCAAACCUGCUGCGUUUCGGAGUAAGGAGCCUGCUGCUGUGGACAAAACAUGGUUCGAUUCCCCCGAAGAACGGGAACGUGCAAAACGUGCCAAGCUCGACAUGGAGUUGCUUGGUUACGUUCGCAAAGAAAAUGCACCUAGUGAUGCAACUGCAAGCGUUAUGACAAUAGCCCCAACAUCAGUGAACGAGUCAAUCUUACCUAAUGCAAACCCCGAGGCAGAUGAAGCAAUGCGGCAGCAAAUGGCGAGUCUACGGAAGGCACGAGGCCCGUCACUGUUAGAACAACACCAGCGCAAACAAGCUGAGCACGCAAAUGAUGGGGUCAGUACUACGCAAAGCAGCGGUGGAUGGAACAGAGACCGAGAUCUUACAUCUCGUCGAGGAAUGUCAGGGGACGAUGCAGAGCGCAUGAUAACGGCAGCGAAGCAGAUCAAUUCAAAGUUUACAGCACCAACGAUUUCACGGCAGUUCUUGUAG
Peronospora farinosa is the source of this 1389-nucleotide messenger RNA. Lineage: Eukaryota; Oomycota; Peronosporomycetes; Peronosporales; Peronosporaceae. The record is from the annotation of a GenBank genome assembly.